This is a messenger RNA of Arachis ipaensis, 1137 nucleotides long. RefSeq names its product protein FAR1-RELATED SEQUENCE 5-like. Gene Ontology annotation, biological process: regulation of DNA-templated transcription. Gene Ontology annotation, molecular function: zinc ion binding. Lineage: Eukaryota; Viridiplantae; Streptophyta; Magnoliopsida; Fabales; Fabaceae. The record is from RefSeq and is a predicted model, not a curated record.
AUGACAGAGGCAGAUAUUAUGCAAAUGAUGAACAUGCUAAAGUCUAGGAUUAGCACUUUACAGAUAUUUGGUCUUCUAGCUAGUCAAGCAGGCGGGUAUGAAUUUGUCGGCUAUGAUCCCAGAGAUAUGUACAAUGAGAUUUCUCGGCAAAGCGUCAACCAACUAGACUACCAACUCUUUGGAGAUGUCAUUGCUUUUGAUGCUACGUACAAGAAGAACAAGUAUAGUUGUCCAUUAGUCAUAUUCAGUGGGCUCAUGUUUGCCAUGAAGGGUAAGACCCUGACCUUAAUAAUAACUGAUGGGGCCAUGGCGAUUAGGAAUGCAGUAAGAGAUGUAUUUCCCGAAGUCAGACAUAGAUUAUACGCUUGGCACCUUAUUCGAAAUGCGACUAGCAAUGUUGGAAAUCCAGCGUUUACAUAUAAAUUCAGGAAAAUUAUGUUGGGAGACUACGAGAUUCCCGUGUUUAAGCGUAAGUGGGUUCAACUUAUUGAAGAAUUUGGCCUUGAGGAUAAGCCAUGGGUGAACAACAUGUAUGAAGAGAAGCAUAUGUGGGCUACUGCAUAUAUAAGAGGUAAGUUUUUUGCUGGCUUUAGAACUACCUCAAGAUGUCAAGUUUUACACUCAGUUGUGGCAAGGUAUGUGGGGUCGCAGUAUGAUUUGAUAAGUUUUGUAGAGCAUUUUCAAAGGUGUGUUUCACACUUGCGCUUUAAAGAAUUUAAUGCUGAUUAUGAAUCUACACAUGCGGUGCCCGUCAUGCAGACUUGUAUAGAGCUGCUAGAGCGAUUUGCUGCUGAGGUUUACACUCAUGAGAUAUUUCUAUUGAUUUGGUCAUUUCUUUCUAGAGCUGGAUCAAUGCGGGUGCUAAACAUAGAGAAUAACAACGAUUGCUCAAAGUACAUUGUGUGUAAGCAUGGGAGGCCCGAUUUUCUGUGGACCAUUGAAUUUCAUCAAGAAGAAAUGAUCUUCAUGUGUUCUUGUUUAAGAAUGGAGUUAUUUGGAAUUCCUUGUGAACAUAUUGUGAAAGUUCUGGUUGACAGACACAUUUGUGAGAUUCCCCCAUCAUUAGUGUUGGAUAGAUGGACAAAGAAGGUGAAAUCAGCACUCAAUGAUGCAAGUGGGUUCACCAGGGUGCUUUGA